Messenger RNA from Zygosaccharomyces rouxii, 4539 nucleotides. It is a transcript of the gene BUD4, whose product is annotated as Bud4p. Bases 1 to 4539 code for a protein of 1512 amino acids. The record is from RefSeq and is a predicted model, not a curated record. Lineage: Eukaryota; Fungi; Ascomycota; Saccharomycetes; Saccharomycetales; Saccharomycetaceae. Gene Ontology annotation, biological process: protein localization to bud neck; axial cellular bud site selection. Gene Ontology annotation, molecular function: GTP binding. The transcript has a single exon. Gene Ontology annotation, cellular component: cellular bud neck contractile ring.
AUGACUCUUAAUGGAUCCAUGGAUUCACUGCUCAAAGAAAUAGAUGACGGAAUGGAAAAUUCCUCCGCACCUGAGUGGAAGCUACCUCUACAAGAUAUAGGUGAUGAGACAAUGGAGAUGCUGGUUGACCAUAACACAAAGGAAAAUGAAAGCUUACAACAGCGUAACAAGAUUAAUGGAAGAAAAAUAGCAGGCAGUGGAACUUCUUCACCUUUCAAGAAAACUGUCGAUUUUAGUGAAGGUGUCGAUUUACACGAAUAUACAACAACACCAGAAGAGUUUGCAACUCAACUUGAACAAUAUCCACAAGAUGUAGAUACACGUUGGAAGCGCUCACGUCCUAAACAACAUCCACAACAACUACUACCUCCACUUCCUGUAAAAGAAGAGUCGGAAGAUGAAGUGGAAGUGGAAGAAGAGCCCGAAUUGACUAUUGACGAAUUAAGAGAACAUGGUUUACAAGAUACCAGUGCAAAAUUAUCGAAUGUAUUGGACUCGACACAAAACAUGCACCAACUUAAGCAAAUGACUCAAGAUGUGGAUACUCGUGCUACCCAGGUGGGACAAGAAUUUAAUCAAAGAAAACUAAGCUUAGCGCUACAACCAACACAACAAUUGACCCUAAAUACACGAAGCGAUGAUGGAUUGGAAGGCGAGGAAGAUGGUAAAGAAGAGGAGGACGAAGAAGACGAAUAUGAAUAUGAAGAAGAAAAAUCCCCCAUCACAGAUGCCUCACCGUCAAGAAUUCCUCUUGUUAAUACCGUCGAUAUAAAUAAUUUCAAUCUGGCAAAUGUGGGAAGGCAUUCACGGGUAUCAUCAGGUUCAUCUUAUGCGGGGAGCGCAUCUGAUUUGGAGACAACUACUAUAAACGAUAGGUACAAAUUAUUAGAGUACAAUGGUCAAAUCCCUGCUGAAUUACGAUACAAACCAUCAAAUGAUAACAAUGUUUUAUAUUCACCCCCCAGAAUCACCAAACAUCCUAACCCAUCUAACACUCAAAGCUUUACAACUGAUUACGAAUCUGCCAAAGAGACUGUAAACGGUUCCACAUCAGAUUUGGCCAGUGAAAAUAGAGAAGCCUCUGUAGAGAAUCUGGAUAUACCAUCAGGUAUUAGAGAAGUUUCCCCAGUGGAAGAACAAGUCCAUUCCGCUGACAGUUCUCAGCAUGAUGAUACGCUUCGUGAAGAAGAUUAUAAAAGCUCCAAUACAACUGAUGAAGAUAGCGAUCAAUCUCGUACCUUAGACACGGAUGAAGAAGAAUCUAGAAGUGGAAUUGAGUAUACUGAUUUACAUGAAGUCUCGUCAUCCUACGCUUCAGAAGGUACUAACGAACACGCUCCACAAGCAGAAUGUUCGAGGUUAACAGAAGAUUUGAAUGCAUCUAUUGCUCCAGUAGAAAGUUCAAGAGUCUCUAGUGGUAAUUCCCAAGUUUCUCAAGGUUCCAACACAGCGAUUAAGAUAGGUACUUUGAAGAGACUAUCUUCUUUGAAAGCCAGAGGCCCUCAUUUACCUCCUCUAAUACCAGUCGUAGGAUCGGAUCCUAUCUUCAAUGAAGACCCAUUCGAAGAAGUAUUUGAUUCAUCGGGAGACUCGUUAGAUUUAACAAGGUCUGUGAAACCUUCUGAUUACAUCUCCAUAUGGCACAGUCAGGCUGAUGAUUUGAAAUCACAUUCUCCAACCAUCAGUGCGAAUUCGCAAUUCUCUCAAAGAUCCGUUUCAAGUCAAUCAUCUACCAACUCUGCUCCUCAUUCUGAAUUUAGGUUUAAACCUAGAAUUGUAAGCCGUUCCAGAUAUUACAAUCCAGAAAACAGAGUUGUGAUUCCAUCUGACUCAGACGAUGAUGAUGUGAUCUACGCUGUUGAUAGGGCAAUGGAUCCUAGAAGCAGGAACACUUUGAUUUCAAAACAAUUAAGAAAUAGUUUAAGGAAUAAUCAAAAGUCUAACCCACUUAGAUUGGCUGCCCUUGGACUACAAACUCAGGUUAUCACCAAGGAGGAAGACGAUGAACACUCGCCGUUUGACAAUUAUCCAAUAACGUUGGCACCUGUGGGGAAUAACAAUAUUGCACAGAGAGAAGUACUUCCAGAAGUGAAACGAGAGGCGGACCCAACCUCAAAGUUUGAUGAACUGGAAAGAGAUUCAAAUGCAGAACCAGCACUAAUGCCUGAUGCGUUUGAAUUCCAGAGUUACGAGCAUUUAGCCGCUCUCGCAAAUACUCCUGAAGUAAACCAUGUGGAGGUACCCCAAUCGUCACAUGUCGAGAAAGACGAGAGUAUAAUACGUGCUAAUCAAAGUAGUGGGAAGGAUAAACUUCCUGCAUUUUCACCAAAGUACGCAAAAGGAAGAUCACCGGUAGUUAUUCCUCCGCGCAGUGCAAAAAGGAAUACAAAUACUCCUGUUUUGACACCUCCACCCAAGAACAUAAAUAGAGAAGUCAGUUCACCUACUCUAGCACCUGCCUCAGGCUUCUACCGCCUUGGUGCAUCUCCUUUGGGAUUUAAAAGUGCAAGAGAGAACAAUUCUGCAGCUUUCGGAUCCUUCACCAAUGAGUAUGAAUUUCCACCAGCGCCUUUGGCCACGCAAACGGCAACGAAGCAAUCGCCUGAAGGCUCUCAAAGGAACACGGGUGUUGAUGAACUUCUAAUCAAGGAACCUGAGGAAUUGGAUAUACGAUCUUCCCUCCCAGAUAGUGGCUUAGCUGAUGACUUGGGACACUAUUUCGAAGCAUUAAGUUUUGAUGACCAUUCAGCCUCAGAGUCAAUGAAAAUGGAGAGAGGCGGUUAUAACAUUUGGAACGAAGAAUAUGAUUUAAUAGAGAGUGGCAACAGAAAGUCUUCAGUGCCUUCAGAAGUAUUGAACAGAUUAUUAGAAUCUGAAACUGGCAUAGACAAGGUAGAUACCAAUCAAUCUAGAAACUCUGAAUCUAGUCAAGGGUAUAUCAAGACUCCAAUGGAUGACGUCUUCAUUGGUAGAGGUCUCAGUGUCAAUGGACUUGAAGCGGUUGUUAGCAACGAAGAAGCAAGCGAGAGAAAUUCGGUUUUAUUCGAUGAAUUCCAUGAUGGGAAUCUUUACCAAACUCCAAUCCACAGUCCGAUGAGUAAAGUACAUGUAAGGAGUCCCUUCAAAGCCGUGAGUCCAAGCAAAUCUCCUGUUCAUGAAAUUAAGAAAACACAAGAUAAGCAAGUGAACGAAAAGCAAAAAGUCGUUCCUCGUACACCACCAUCGUUAGAGGCACUACAAUCAGAAGCACUUUCGGACUCUACACCUGACUUAGAACCUGAUAGUAAGCUUGAAGACAUUUCUAAACCAGUGAAUAAUUCCACAAUUACCGAGGAGGCAGAAGAAGAAACUACAGAAGAUUUAUCUGGUGUUGAACAGGAUCGUGCUUUAGCCGCCGAGAAGACAAAACCUUCUGGAUCGGCUGAAGCUGUUUUACCAGAGGAAGUCAGGGCUGCGGAUCGCGAGGUAUUCCCAGAUUCAGGCACUUUGUACUUGAAAUUGAAAGGUAUAUCUGGAAUAAUGUUACAUGGAGUUAAACGCCGUAAAGCCCAAUUCGCUCUUGAAUUUGACAAUGGGAAGAAUGUCGCUCAAAGUCCGUGGCAACCGAUGACAGAAAACGGUUACAUUGAUUUAAACAGAGAAUUUGAAGUUCUUCUGGAUAAGAAUCCAAAGAAUCAAGGUAAAAUCAUCAUGACUUUGAAAUGCCGUUAUGAGAAGAUCGUUUAUGAGCCAGAGGUAGAAGAAGUAAUAGAGAGAGUCCCCAUAACCUCGAAAAAGAAACUGUUUGGUAAAAAGAAGGAACAUUACCAAUAUGAAAAGAAAUUGGUCACUAAACCACCUAAAGAAGAUGAAUGGGAGUACAUCUUUGCCCGUGACGGAUCUUUCGGUCGUUGCGAGUUGGUUCUUGAUAAAGAUUUCCUAGAUCAUGCUAGAUUCCAAGUUAAAACGAUUAAGUUGGAUGUUAAAAACGAAUGGGCACGUCAAUAUGAACCAUCCAACAAAAAACCACACCAGCUACCACGUAGAGCUCCUUAUAUCAUUGGUAAAUUGAAGCUAGACACCUGUUAUUUAUCCAGAUCUUCUGCCCUUGAGAAAUUCCCCAAAUCUCUAGCCAUUGCUCUAGGUAUUAUGUCCAAAUAUGAGUCACAACAAAGUAUAUCCAAGGAAGGAUAUUUGAUACAAGAAGGUGGUGAUCUUGGUGAUGAUGUUGCCAGAAGAUUUUUCAAACUACAGGGUAAUAAAUUGAUCGGUUAUCAUGAAGUUACCAGAAAGGCAAAGAUAAUAGUAAAUUUGCUAAAAGUCUCUGAUGUUGUGGGACCAACAGAUAUUAAUAAUGAAACCUUCAAUGAGGAUCCGGGGGCUCAAAGUUGCUUUCAUUUAGUUUUCUCCAACAAAGAGACCAUUACUUUUGAUACAGAAUUUUCCACAGAUGAAAAAUACGACUGGUAUCUAAAAGUCAAAAGUGUUGUAGACUUGAACAAAAGUCAUCAACCAUGGGUUAAGGCAUUUCAUGAGAGCUUUAUUGUCAAUAGUGUGUAA